AUUCUUUCACCUUCCAUCCCGUUUCUCCCGCGAGGAAAACCCCUGACUGAUGACACCUCCCGUGUCAUCGGAUUCUCCUCAAUCCAGUCCCUCUUCCCAUCUGCUUUACUGUAUUGGAGUCCCUCACCAUGUGGUGGCGGCUGCCUGGCGCCCGGUCGACCCUCCCUGCCAGUGUCGCACUUCUCCUGUUUCCCGUUCUUGUUGCUCCGCAGCAGUGGCAUGAACCGCACCAUGACCUUGCUUCUACCGUUUCUGUACCCCUCCGACCGACCGGUUUCACCUCGGGCAUCGAUACCCCUCCCACCUUCAACGUGAAAUCCAACGAUGCGAGCGCCCUAGCAACCCUGGCUCUGGCGGGCUCUGGCCGCGCCGUUCGAGCCCCUCCUGCCCAGGUCAGCAGCUCCGCUGGCCUGGCUCCGCAGCUGCACGCGCGGUCCUUGCAGGACUGGGAGGUUGAGGACUUUAUCCUGCUGGCGACCGUCGACGGUUCUAUUCACGCACGCGACCGCAAGACCGGCACGGCCCUCUGGGCCCUCGAGGUUCCGAGCAGCCCCAUGGUCGAGAGCAUUUACCAUCGAGCCAAUCGCUCGAGCUUCGACCGUGCACAACCAGAAGAUGAUUUUAUCUGGAUCGUCGAGCCGAGCCAGGGAGGGAGUCUCUACAUCUACAGCUCGGGGCCGGAUACCGGUCUCCAGAAACUGGGUUUGACGGUCAAGGAGCUGGUUGAUGUAACGCCGUAUUCGGGGACGGACCCUGCUGUUACGUAUACGGCUCGAAAAGAGACGACGCUUUAUACCAUCGAUGCCCGUACGGGAACCAUUCUACGGGUGUUUAGCUCCAGAGGCCCCAUUCCCUCGGGUCAGGAGUGUCGAAAGGUUGAUGGCCUGGGUAUGGAUAUGGAGGAUUGUGAAUCUCCUUCGGGCACGCUGGUCCUCGGCCGGAUCGAAUAUACGGUGGCCAUCCAGAAUACCGAAACGGGGGAUCCGAUCUGCACGCUGAAGUACUCGGAGUGGACGGCCAACAACCGUGAUAUGGAUCUUCAGAGCCAGUAUAUUCGUACAAUGGACGAAAGUCAUAUUUACAGCAUGCAUGACGGCGUUGUUCUAGGCUUCGACCAUUCCCGGAUGGACCGGCCACGCUACACCCAACGAUUUUCGAGCCCGGUUGUCCGCGUCUUUGAUGUUGCUCGCCCCAUCAGUGUCGAUUCCUCCAACGAGCCUACUCCUCUUGUUCUGCUGUCGCAACCUCUACAGCCUCCUGACCCCGACUAUAGCUCACUUAAUGACCGUGACGAACGAGUAUUCAUCGAUUGUACCGAGGGUGGUGGCUGGUAUGCCAUGUCGGAGGAGACCUACCCGCUUGUCACAGGAAGGGCCAAGAUGGCACAAUGCUACGAAAAAGACUACCUUCGCCAUGGUCAGCCACUGACAAGCUUGAAUAUGAAACAGCAACAAGAUGCACUGGCAGGUGUUCAUUCUCUGAACGGCCCUCGAAUCAUUCGCCGUCACAUCCCCAGCAUUUCCGCCCCUUCUUCCGCGGAUCUCGCCAAUGAUACCCCCCGGGAGCUGAUUUACAGCUCGUCAGAGUUAGCACUGCCACCUGCUCUACGACACAGUACCAUCAUCCGCAAGGGUUGGGAUAAUGCGGUCGAUAUCUUUGUGACGCUCUUGCUACUGUUUUUUGGCACAUUUAUUUGGUUCAACUCCCAUCACAUUCAGGAACUUGCCAAGCAGAAGCUGGAUCUGAAAAAUAUCAUGGCAUCAUAUGGCCAACCGUCUUUAUCUACUCCGUCGACUCCGAUUGUGGAAGGUCCUCACCUGGACCGCGAGGUCAGCCCUAAUCGGUCCAUGGCAAACGUGACUAUCGAUGUCAAUAUGGCAGAAGAGGAACAGCAGGGCGGUGAUGCAACGCCAAGGCCCAAGAAGUCCCAGAACUCCCUUGCCCCUGACACAACUCCACGCGUACGCAUCAGGGAACCAUCACAAGGCCCAGACGCCGACAACGACUUCGACGACCCGAAUCUACCAGACGGCGAGAAGCCCAAAAAGAAAGCCCGGCGCGGUCGUCGCGGUGGAAGGAACCAUAGGCGGGGCAAGAAGCCCGGCGACAGUGAAUCCAGGGACCCGGCCGAUCGCGUUGUUGACGAAGUGAACAAUCUUGAGCCUCCGUCUCGCCCGGACUCUGAUGUACAAUUGACUCGGACAGUGUCCCAUGAGAUCAUGGAGAAGGAUGGCGUCGUCCAGAUCGGUCGUCUGAGGGUAUUCACCGACCGGGUUCUGGGUCACGGAAGUCAUGGAACCGUGGUGUAUCAAGGUUCAUUUGAUGGGCGGGACGUAGCCGUCAAACGCAUGUUGGUAGAAUUCUACGAUAUCGCGUCUCAUGAAGUAGGCCUGUUGCAAGAGAGUGACGACCACGGCAACGUCAUCCGUUAUUAUUGUCGGGAGCAGGCAGCCGGCUUCCUCUACAUUGCCUUGGAAUUGUGCCCAGCCUCGUUGCAGGAUGUCGUUGAACGGCCAUCGGAUUUCCCCCAGUUGGUUCAGGGUGGCUUGGAUCUGCCCGACGUUCUACGUCAAAUCAUGGCGGGAGUUCGGUACCUCCAUUCGUUGAAGAUUGUGCAUCGCGAUCUGAAACCGCAGAACAUCCUGGCGGCGAUGCCCCGGGGGCGUACUGGCUCGCGCUCUUUGCGAUUGCUGAUCUCAGAUUUCGGCUUGUGCAAGAAGCUCGAGGACAACCAAAGCUCGUUCCGCGCCACUACGGCACAUGCGGCCGGUACCUCGGGUUGGCGCGCCCCCGAGCUGUUGGUGGACGAUGACAAGAGCCCGGCCAUGCAGGGCAGCGAGUCUCAGCACACCGAAUCAUCCGAGCCCGCCGUCGUUGACCCCCAGACCAACCGGCGAGCAACUCGGGCCAUCGAUAUCUUUUCUUUGGGUUGCGUUUUCUACUACGUUCUGACGCGAGGCUGUCACCCCUUUGACAAGAAUGGCAAGUUUAUGCGCGAGGCCAACAUCGUCAAGGGUAACUACAAUCUCGAUGAGCUGCAACGUCUGGGCGACUACGCCUACGAGGCCGAGGAUCUGAUUCAGUCGAUGCUGUCGCUGGAUCCCCGACAACGGCCGGACGCUAGCGCCGUUCUGACACACCCGUUCUUCUGGCCUCCAUCCGACCGUCUCAGCUUCCUCUGCGACGUCUCGGAUCACUUUGAGUUUGAACCCCGGGAUCCUCCGUCGGAUGCCCUCCUGUGUCUGGAGUCGGUGGCCCCGCGGGUGAUGGGCCCGGACAUGGACUUCCUCCGACUGCUCCCCCGGGACUUCAAGGACAACCUCGGGAAGCAGCGCAAAUACACCGGAUCGAAGAUGCUAGACUUGCUGCGAGCCCUCCGGAACAAGCGCAAUCAUUACAACGACAUGCCGGAGCAUCUCAAAGCACAUAUCGGCGGCUUGCCCGAAGGCUACCUGAACUUUUGGACCGUGCGAUUCCCCAGUCUGUUGAUGAGCUGCCACUCGGUCAUUGUGGACUUGCGCUUGACCCGGACGGAUCGGUUCAAGCGGUAUUUCACCGCAACCGACUAGGGCAGGAGCCGUCGUAGACCUGACUUUCCUUGUACAUAUGAUCGAUCUGUCUAGAAACGCUGAUUCUUGCUUGUAGCGGCCGGGCCGCCCCUUGACACAUCGCUUGUUUUCCCCUUGAAAAGCCCCGUCGUUCCCCUCCCCUUUCGGUCUCCACAUCGUGGAAGUUCCUGCUAGUAGUACCAAUUCAUCACUGUUUACCCGAUGUGUUCAUGCGCUCUCGUAGCAGCUGCGGGCUCGUUUAUUGGCAUGUUGGUUUCACGUCGUUUUCCUGUUGCCUAUUACGGUUCGGCCCCAGUCGGGCCGUCUGUCUCUCACGUGACCCCGGAACGGGCCUACAAUGUUCAUGGUGGUGGUGGUGGUGGUGGUGGAGGUGGUAGGCAAGGACAACGUCGUCGCCGGGGGGUCAAGGCACGCCGGUAGAGCAGAGAAAGACCAUUCAG
This is a messenger RNA of Aspergillus ibericus CBS 121593, 4009 nucleotides long. It is a transcript of the gene ireA, whose product is annotated as bifunctional endoribonuclease/protein kinase IRE1. The transcript has a single exon. Gene Ontology annotation, biological process: intrinsic apoptotic signaling pathway in response to endoplasmic reticulum stress; mRNA processing; IRE1-mediated unfolded protein response. Gene Ontology annotation, cellular component: IRE1-TRAF2-ASK1 complex. Bases 129 to 3569 code for a protein of 1146 amino acids. Lineage: Eukaryota; Fungi; Ascomycota; Eurotiomycetes; Eurotiales; Aspergillaceae. The record is from RefSeq and is a predicted model, not a curated record. Gene Ontology annotation, molecular function: protein serine/threonine kinase activity; ATP binding; RNA endonuclease activity.